Molecule: messenger RNA, 852 nt
Organism: Geodia barretti
Lineage: Eukaryota; Metazoa; Porifera; Demospongiae; Tetractinellida; Geodiidae
Source: the annotation of a GenBank genome assembly
AUGACUACCCAGACCCUCACAAUAGAUUCCCAAGUCCACUGCUAUGAGCGCAACCGACCGGAACGUCCCUGGAUAGGUUUCCUGCAGGGCCCGGACGAAGUUACCGGGGACAUUAUGGUGGAAGCCAUGGACUCCGUAGGCGUUGACGGAGCCCUGUUGAUUUCUCCAUUCUCGAUGUACCGCUAUGACGCCAGCUAUGCCCUUGAGGUUCAUGCCAAGCACCCAACCCGAUUUGGCCUGAUCCGGCCCUUUGAUCCCCAUUCGGACUCAAUUGCCGAGGACAUGGCUGCGUGGGCAAGUACGCCCGGGGUUGUUGGGGCGCGGAUAAUGCUGUCCGCCGAGCCUUUUGAGGCUGACCACCCGGGUAUUAACCAAAUUCUUUCGGCGGCAGGCACCGAGGGCAUUCCGGUUAACGUCAUGUGUUCUACGAAGCUUCCGCUGUUUGGAGAAUUGGCUCGGAAGCACCCCAAUACCCAAAUGGUUAUAGACCAUUUGGGCAUCAUUCAGCCACCGGCACCACCGGUGCCUUCCGAACCCUUUGCCGAUUUACCAAAUGUGUUGGCGCUGGCGGAAAUAGACAACGUGGCCAUCAAAAUUUCCGGCGCCGGCACCCUUUCCCACGAAACCUUUCCCUAUGCGGACAUUUGGGAACCCCUGCGCCAGAUAUUCAACGCCUACGGCCUGGAACGCUGCCUGUGGGGCACCGACUGGACCCGAGCAACGAAUUUGCUGACUUUCGACCAGGGAGUGGAGGCUUUCCGGGUCACGGACGAGUUGUCGGAUGCGGAUCGUUCGGUGCUGAUGGGCGGGUCGCUGUCCAGUAUAUAUAACUGGGCGCCCGGGGCGGCCUAG